This is a messenger RNA of Penicillium robsamsonii, 2376 nucleotides long. RefSeq lists its product as uncharacterized. NCBI's taxonomy places the organism in Eukaryota, Fungi, Ascomycota, Eurotiomycetes, Eurotiales, Aspergillaceae. Bases 1 to 2376 code for a protein of 791 amino acids. The transcript has 4 exons. The record is from RefSeq and is a predicted model, not a curated record.
AUGUCCCGCCGAGCACCACCCCGCAACUACGACGAGCAAGAUGAGUUCUACGAAAUGGAACGAGAGCGUGAGCGACACCACAAGCCGCGCCGACGAGAUCGCGGCUACGAGGAAGAGGAAUAUCGUCGGCGAAGGUCCGAACCUCUAGUUGAGGACAUGGAGCAUAUGCACAUCCGAGAACGUCCUAGGCGAGACUUCAUGGAAGAGAGAUUUGCGCCGCCGCGAAUGCGGGAUGACGUGGUUCGCAUGCGGACAAGGGAGGAGGUAGAUAUGGUCUCGCCUGAGCGUUCUAUGCGCCUAGACCGCGAUGAUGUCUACAUGCGGCCGCCUGAGCCUCGGCGCAGACCUCGUCCUCGUGAAGUAGACGAGGAGGAGCUUAUUUUUGAGGAGCGAGAGAGGCGCCGGGGUAGUCAACGUCAUCCGCGAGAGGUUGACGAGGACUUGAUUUUUGAGGAGACAGAAAGGCGUGGGGAUAGGAGGCAUCGUCCUGAACGAGAGCGAGAAGUUGAAGAUGAUUUCAUCGACGAAAGACGAGACAGAAUGCAUCGCCCAGAGCGAGUACCUGAAGAGGAUUUUAUGUUUGAGGAACGAGUAAAGGAGAGAGGCAGUGGUAGGAGGCGUCGCCCAGAGCCAGAAUUUGAUGAGGAUGAGGAACUUAUCAUCGAACGGGAAAGAGCUCGAGGAAGUAGGCGCCAUCCCCGGGAAAUUGAAGAGGAAGAUUUGAUCAUCGAAGAUAGAGAAAUGCACAGAGGGAGCAGGCGUCACCCAGAACGAAGGUCGGAAGACGACCUUCUCUUCGAGGAGAGAGAAAAACGCCGCAGGCGACGUCCAGAAAGGGAGCUGGAAGAGGAUCUCUUAGUUGACGAGCGGGGGAAACCUGGAGGAAGAAGAUACCGACCCGAGCCUGAAUUUGAGGAAGAGGAGAUGUUAAUCCGACGGAAAGAACGGGAAGAACCGCCUUUACGCCGCGGAUGGGACAGCGAACUCAACAUUCGAUCGCGUGAAAGGAGAUUGGAAUUCGAGGAAGAAGAAACAUACCACCGACCACGGCCACGGGUACGGCCUCCACCUCCCCAAAGGGUCGAGGUAGAAGAAGUCGUUCGCGAUGCACCCCCAGGGCGACGCCGAGGCCCAAUCGAAUUUUCAGAUCAAGAAUCUGAAGACGAUGUGCUCACCCGACGGAAGGACAAAGGACCACGACCAAUUGACCGUGUUGACGAGGAAAUCAUUACACGCGAACGACGUGACAGACGACGCAGUGUACCUUCGGAGGAUCUCGAACGCGAAUUAAGGGGUCUUCGGCGAGAUGUUAGACAACAAGUCCCAGUGAAUGAAGAGCUUAGUAUGCGUGCGCAGGCCGACUCCAAGUCACGCUCUCGAGACCUUGAAGAGGUUAGGGAAGAGAUCAGUAUUCGGAAAACAAAGGAUAAGCUCCCAUCUCGCCAACCUUCGCCUUCUUUGGAUUCGAUACAUGUACCUCCAAUCCACCAAGACGUCUUUACCCACCACAGACACCUUGACCAUGGCUAUAAAGACGCCCACACACCUCGUGCGCGCAGUCCGGAGCCGCGAUCCCGGAGAGGUAGCUUUGAUGAGAUUGAUGUUCACCAUCGGAAAACGCGAGGGGGACGAGUGUCAGAGGAAAACAUACUCAAACACCGUGACAGUGAAGAGUCUCUUACUCCGGAAGAUUCGAUAUCUCCGACUAGCAGCCCAGCUCUUGAUUUCACAGAUCCAUGGGAGCGGGAAGCCAUAUCCGCAGCUCAUCGUCGACCCAAGCCACUAGACAAGAGCGAGUUAGCUCACGGCCUAAAGAACACUCCUUCCAUGCGUGACGUGGAAGAGGAUAUAAUGAUCGAGAGCACUCGGAUAGCGGACACGGCCCCCAGAGGCACAGACGACUGGUCUGUGGUACAUGCUCCAUCCCAGGAGGAAGCCAUUGAGAUGACCGGAGCCCUGGACGUUGUGGAGGUCAAACCCCGACAUGUGCCAGUGGAUGAAGUCGAAGUGGGACGAGUUGCUCAGCAUGUCACAGAGCCGGAGGAGACACGAAAUGACCGGUGGACCGAGAUAUCUAGGAAACUGAUAGUAAGGGAAGCCAUUGAACGCAUGGGAUUCGAGUAUGAAGAGACGAGGGCAUCCUACUAUAUCUUCUCCUACCUCAAGUCGGAGGACAUAGACGAGCUUGUUGAAUUGUCCGACGAGAUUCGAAGUGCUCGUCGUAGACGCAUUCGUGAUAUUCAGCGGGAGCGAGCCUCUGUGCCUGAUACCAUACCCCAUAUUAGACCUCGUGUGGGAAUGCCUCCGCGGGUACGGAUGGUGGAGAAGCGCAUGCGGGAUAUUCGAGAUCGAGAAUGGAUGGAUGCUCGGAGGUAA